AUGGGGCCCAGAGCCCCUCGUGGGACAGCCGCGUUGGUGCUGCUGCUGCCCCUGCUGCUGCUUGUCCUGCCGAAACAGCAACUCCAGCAGCACCAGCAGCACCAGCAAAAUCACCAUGGGUUCCCAGGCCUCUUGGGGGCGGCUGCCAUGGGCAGACGGGCAGGAACUCCUGCCUCUUUAGGGGCCCCUGGGGCCUCUGCAGCAGCAGCGCGCAAGCGCCCGCAGCAGCAGCAGCAGCACGUGUCGCUGUCGAGCCCCACCCUAGCCCCAUCUACUGUCUUGCAGAGGCAGCAGCAGCUCCAACAGCAGCAGCAAGAAAAUGGGCAGCGGCUGCAUCAGCGGCAGCAAGUCAGGGUGUCCUCUAUUGAAGCGAUCUCAUCAGAGGAUGGUGGCUGGCGGCUUCAGCUGUACGUACACUCCACCCACCCGCUGCCCUUAGAUACCGUUCUAGCUGCUCACCACAUGGAGCAACAGCAGCAGCAGCACCAGCAGCAGCAGCAGGAAAGUGCAUGUGCAGGUGCUCCCAUCGCCGUGUCAGCGCCCGCAGGCAACCCAGUAUAUUCAAAGCAGCAGCAGCGGCAACUGCAGCAGCAGGCGCAGCAGCAGCAGCACCAUAAGCGUGGAGGUUUCUUCCGUUACUACUUUACGCUAGCAGGACGGCCAGAUGCAACAGCAGCAGCAGCAGCACAACUACUUGAUUCUGUGCAGGAUUUGGCGGAUGCUGCUUCUCAGCAUAUCCCAAGACAGUUCUUGUUUGGAGGAGGGCCAGCAGCUCCUCUCUCAAUGCUGCUGCUGCAACACGCCCAUGAACUCCCUCCAGAGGUGGCAAGAGCAGCAGCAGCAGGUGCUGCUGCUGCAGGGGGCUUGCCAUCCCUUUUGGCAACAGCAGCUGCUCGUCGCUACACACACAGCCGCACGCGGCUGAGGCCCCUCUGCAGGCGCAGCGGUAGCUGCAGGGGGCCCUCUGUGGGUCGAGCGUUACCUGAAGCCGUCUUAGCCAGUGAUCUUGCAGCAGCAGCAGCAGCAGCAGCAGCAGUUGCUGGGGACGAAAGUGCUGAGAAGCCGCAGCGGCUGCAUGCAGCGCUCUGUCUGCACUUUGGGGCUGAAGGGAUGCCCCCACUGGAGGUCGCGCAGGUGUCCGUCAGAGAACCCACCGCCCAGGCGCAGCAGGGACAGCAACAGCAGCAGCAGCAGCAGCACCUGCAGCAGCAGCAAGGGCAGGACGCUCAGGUAGAUAACGAAAGGCAAUACCUGGAGAAGACGGAGCAAAUGCGGUUGGCUGGGCCGCCGCUGCACCGUGAAUCCUACAGCGCCGCCCUCCUGGAGCAGCAGCAAACGCAGCAGCAGCAGCAGCAGCAGCAGUCCCUCGAGGAAGGACCCUUCUUGAAAGGCCUUCUGGAUGCCUUAAGUGAAUCUUUCAGGUCAUUUGCCGAUGCUGGGGAGGCAGCAGCCGCAGCAGCAGCAGAAGCUAACCCGCUGCUGCUGCUAGGAGCUGCCGGCUGCUGUGCCUCUGCGGGAGUCGCCUGGGCCAUGAGCCGCAGCGCUCGAGACAGCAGCAGCAAAUGCAUCGGGCCCUGCUGCGAUGGGGUGUAUCAGGGAACCAUUACUCACGGCAGAAGGGAACCGUCAGCGGCUCUUUCAGCACGUCAGGACGCAGCAGCAGCAGCAGCAAGCGGGCUAGCUGCUGCUGACCGCGUUGCAGCUGCCGUUACGUCAGCGCAGCAGCUGUGGCACUCGAAGCCCUCGCAGCAGCAGCAGAAGGCGCGCAAACCCCGGAGAAGGGGAGCAGCAGCAGCUGCUGCUGCCGCAGCGGCUGCGGCGGCCGGAGGCAGGGAUAUUGUUCCCAGUCAAGUGGUGUACGACAGCGUGUGGCUUCCAGCAGAGAGUGGCUGGUAA
Eimeria necatrix is the source of this 1896-nucleotide messenger RNA. RefSeq lists its product as hypothetical. The record is from RefSeq and is a predicted model, not a curated record. The transcript has 2 exons. The coding region runs from base 1 to 1896 and encodes 631 amino acids. Lineage: Eukaryota; Apicomplexa; Conoidasida; Eucoccidiorida; Eimeriidae. Gene Ontology annotation, molecular function: transcription coregulator activity. Gene Ontology annotation, biological process: regulation of transcription by RNA polymerase II. Gene Ontology annotation, cellular component: SWI/SNF complex; nucleus.